Molecule: messenger RNA, 3189 nt
Organism: Talaromyces marneffei
Lineage: Eukaryota; Fungi; Ascomycota; Eurotiomycetes; Eurotiales; Trichocomaceae
Exons: 5
Coding region: 1-3189 (1062 amino acids)
Cellular component (GO): membrane
Molecular function (GO): ATP binding; ATP hydrolysis activity; ABC-type transporter activity
Source: RefSeq, a predicted model, not a curated record
AUGCGAGCCAUCUACCUACUCGGAGCCAUAUCUCCGCUGGCCUUGUCGACUAACCCGGUUGCUGCGAAGAACUUUACUUCCAGAAGUGUUGACCCUCUCUUAUCGGCCUUUGACGAUCGCCCGCCAGAGUGUCCUCCGUGUUUCAACUGCCAGCUUGAUGCAUUCCAAUGCCACCAGUUCGCCGACUGCAACAAAUUCACCGGAAAAUGUUCAUGCCCACCUGGAUAUGGAGGCGAUGACUGCUCAAUGCCGACAUGCGGUUCGCUUCCGGAUGGGCUGAACCGUGGGCCUCGACAAGACAAGUACUGCGACUGCAAGGAUGGCUGGGAAGGCAUCAAUUGCAAUGUAUGCAAAACCGACGACGCCUGUAAUGCUAUGAUGCCGGAAGGAGAAGGUGGUGUUUGUUACACACAAGGUCUGACGGUGAAAGAGAACCAUCAGAUGUGUGAUGUUACAAAUCGCAAGAUCCUAGAUCAAUUGAAGGAGCGCAAGCCACAAGUGACCUUCUCUUGUAAGGAGGAAGAGGAGGGAGAUAAGAAUUGUAACUUCCAAUUUUGGGUGGACCAAGUCGAAUCGUUCUACUGCGCCCUCGAUGCUUGCAAGUGGGAUAUGGAAGCCGAAUACGAUCGCAACACCACGACUUAUAGGUGCGAGAAUGUGAAAUGCCAAUGUAUACCCGACCGAAUGCUCUGUGGCGAAGGCGGCUCAGUAGAUAUCAGCGACUUCCUGACCGAAGAGAUCAAGGGCCCAGCCACCUUCAGUACUGUUUCAUCCAGUGGCGGCAAGAAUGACGGCAGCACCUUCAAGGAACCUGCUAUGGAUGACUUGAUCAAGAGUAUCUUUGGCGACGAGAGUAUUACGUUGCAAUGUCGCUCCGGCGAAUGUCUCUACAGGACCGAUGUGCCCGGUUAUCAGAGACCAGUGAAGCAGAUCAACACUCCACUCAUUGCAAGUGUUAUUGCUGGCUGUGCUCUGUUUGUUGUUGCUGUUAUUUUGGCCAUAUGGUACCUUUCUAGGCGUGCAGCUUAUCAUGGUUAUGGAGCUGUCCGCCUGGACGAGUCAGAUGACGAAGUCGACAAACUUCUUACUGAUCAGCGCGUGGCUGCCCUACUCUUCGACCGCGUGUCAUAUAAUUUGAAUGGCAAGCAAAUCUUACUGGACAUCCAAGGUGUCGCACAGCCCGGAGAGAUUACCGCUGUCAUGGGAGCCUCCGGAGCUGGAAAGAGUACAUUUUUGGACAUUUUGGCUCGCAAGAAUAAGCGCGGUGUAACACAGGGAGAUUUUUAUAUCAAUGGAGAGAAGAUUAGUGACGCUGACUUCAAGAGCAUGAUUGGUUUUGUCGAUCAGGAAGAUACCAUGCUUCCUACAUUGACUGUUCACGAGACUAUAUUAACCAGCGCUUUACUGCGGUUGCCUAAGGAUAUGAGCCGAUUUGCUAAGGAGCAACGCGUGACUGAGGUGGAAAAGCAACUAGGCAUCCAUCAUAUCAAAGAUCAAAUUAUUGGCUCUGAGGAAGGUCACGGGCGUGGUAUUUCUGGUGGGGAGAAGAGGAGAGUAGGAAUCGCCUGCGAACUUGUCACCAGCCCUAGUAUUCUCUUCCUUGAUGAACCCACAAGCGGUUUGGAUGCCUUUAAUGCGUUCAAUGUUAUUGAAUGUCUUGUGACCCUGGCUAAAACAUACAACCGCACUGUCAUUUUCACGAUCCAUCAGCCACGCUCGAAUAUUGUUGCCCUGUUUGACCGCUUGAUUCUUCUGGCCAAGGGGCGAACUGUGUAUUCUGGCCCUUUCUCAUCUUGCCAGCGGUACUUUGAUCACAUUGGCUACCCUUGCCCUCCAGGUUUCAAUAUCGCUGAUUUCCUUGUUGACCUAACCAUGCAUGCUGGCGGCUCCCAGGCACCGGUUGAAGAUGCCUUCCUUGACGUACAAAGAGAUAACCUCAAAACAGCUUCGAGCAGUCUUCGCGCAGUCAAAUCAAUUGCUAGCGCAUCUAAUGUCAGCAUUGAAGAGACGGUCAGGAAUAACCAAGAAAACUCAUCUCGCCCAUCUACGAAACGACAACAGUCUCUGAAGCAACGUCAAGACAAGCAACUCUUCACUCGCCAAAACUCACACUGGCUUCGACUAUCCUCUCGCAAUAGUGGCGCACCCCAGGUCACGGAAGAUCUUGAUAAUCUCCCACCUCCUGCUUCUGGAACCACCGACUUGGAUGCUCUUGUUGCUAGCUACGCCUCAUCAGAUGUGGCCAACUCUGUGCAUGAGGAGAUUGUGACUGCGGUAGAACGCGCAAAUGAUGCCAACGCUACCCCCAAUGCCGCGGCCUUUGGCAACGUUCUAGCAAAGGGCUAUGCCCGCAUCGGUCUUGUGCGACAAUUCAUCAUUUUGUCCAAUCGAACAUGGCGCAACCUAUACCGUAACCCAAUGUUGAUGCUGACGCAUUACGCAAUCUCUAUCCUUCUCGCAGUUCUUUGUGGAUACCUGUUUUACGGUCUCACGGAUGAUAUCAAGGGAUUCCAAAAUCGUCUUGGAUUGUUCUUCUUUAUUCUUGCCCUUUUUGGUUUCAGUACCUUGACAAGUCUUACUGUAUUCUCGUCUGAGCGACUGCUCUUUGUUCGUGAGCGUGCGAACGGAUAUUACUCUCCUCUUGCAUAUUUCUGUGCAAAAGUCAUAUUCGAUAUUGUACCUUUGCGCCUCAUUCCUCCACUCAUCAUGGGUGUUAUUGUUUACCCCAUGACAGGACUGAUUCCAGCAUGGCCCGAGUUUUUGAGAUUCCUUCUUAUACUGGUUCUCUUUAACCUGGCCGCUGCCGGAAUCUGUCUCUUUAUUGGAAUAGUCUUCCGCGACGGCGGCGUGGCCAAUUUGAUUGGAAGCUUAGUCAUGCUAUUCAGUCUACUAUUUGCCGGUUUACUACUGAACCACGAUGCCAUUCCUCCUGCCGCUUUGUGGCUACAAACUCUCUCCAUUUUCCACUACGGCUUUGAAGCCUUGAUUGUCAAUGAAGUUACCUUCUUAACGCUUAUCGAUCACAAAUACGGACUCGACAUUGAAGUGCCCGGAGCUUCGAUCCUGAGUGCCUUUGGGUUCGAUACCCUUGCGCUAUGGGGAGAUGUAAUUGGCCUGGGCAUUAUCUCUGCGGUGUUUAUCGUACUUGCCUAUGCUGCCAUGCAUUUCUUACUCGUGGAAAAGCGAUAA